AUUUAAUAAAAUGAAUAGUAAGUAAUUUUAUAUUUAAAUUCAUUAAAUUAGAAGUUUUAUUAAUUGAUCUGUUUUAUCUAUUAUUUAUAAUUUCAGGUAACAUGCAAGAGCUUCGAGGUAUAUAAUUAUUUAUAUUUAUUUUGCACGAUUAUUUUUAAUUUAUGUACUUUGUUAAAAAUUUAUACCUUAUUUUAAUUGCAGAAAUUAUCGUUAAACAGAACGAAGCAAUAAUGGAGAGCCUAGCGAAGCAGAAGGUUUUGGCAGAAAGAGUCCUUCAUCAGGAAAAUGAAAAUAAUAACUUACGUUCCGUGUUUCCUAUAAAUAGUGUUGAGGAACUGAAGAAAAUUGACACCACGAUUUGUGAGGAGAAUCGAGAUCUCUAUAUUAAUAUAAUGAAGUCAUUAUUAAAAGGACGAUUACCAAAAACUUUUACCGAUGUAAUUUCAACACGUGUUUGUAUGGAUGUUAAUGUCGAUGGUGUUCAUGGUAAAAAACGACUCAAAGAUUUUAAAGCCUUCUACCAUGCUUUAAAAGAUGCCUGUCGAUCUCUUGGUUCGGACGAGCCUGAAAUGGACAUAAGAAAUUCCCUUAAAAUUAUUAAAAAACGAUUUAUACAUUCAGAAUGUGUUAAGAACAAAAAAAAAUAA
Messenger RNA from Lucilia cuprina (Australian sheep blowfly), 647 nucleotides. RefSeq lists its product as uncharacterized. NCBI's taxonomy places the organism in Eukaryota, Metazoa, Arthropoda, Insecta, Diptera, Calliphoridae. The record is from RefSeq and is a predicted model, not a curated record. The transcript is spliced from 3 exons. The coding region runs from base 162 to 647 and encodes 161 amino acids.